Messenger RNA from Phalaenopsis equestris, 880 nucleotides. RefSeq lists its product as uncharacterized. The record is from RefSeq and is a predicted model, not a curated record. NCBI's taxonomy places the organism in Eukaryota, Viridiplantae, Streptophyta, Magnoliopsida, Asparagales, Orchidaceae. Bases 62 to 727 code for a protein of 221 amino acids. The transcript has a single exon.
GCCCCCUCCCAUCUUCCCCCCUCUUCCAUGUCUCAGAAUUUGGCCUCCUUCCGUUAGAGCCAUGAACUCCAAGUCCAAUCUCUCUCUCUCUUUCCUCACCAAUCAUCCAACCCAAACCCUACCCCCACUACCCCCCUCCUCCGACGGCCGGCCGCCAUCUCGCCGGCGAACAAACUCGCGCACACCGUCCUUCUCCAGCUCCACCUCCUCCUUCUCCAGCUCCCCUUCCUCCUUCUCCACCUCCUCCUCCCCUUCCCCCUUCCACAGCCUCCUCCCCUCCUCUUCCAUCCCCUUCUCCUGGGAACGCCAGCCCGGCAUUCCCAAAUACAUCUCCGCCGCAGCCGCCGCCUCCGGCGGCGGCGACGAGAGAAAUCUCCUUCUCCCUCUCCCUCCGCCGCUCAGAUCCGUCUCCAGAAUCGCUCAGAAGAAACGAUUCAACGCCGCCGUCGAUCCAUUCACCGCUGCUCUCGUCGAAUGCGCUAAAGAAUCGUCGGAUGCUGAUGCGAUCUGGUGGCGGCGAUCUGAUGGAUCUGGAGGCGCAGUAGAUAAGAUGGUGGGAAUCUGUCGCCGGACUGUAAUGGCGGAUCGAGCGGGUUUUCAAGACCUUUUCGGCUCUUUCAGCUGUAAAACCUCUUGUUCGGUAUCUGAUGCGACGACGAUCGCGGUUCCGAGAUCUAGGGUUCGGUCGGCCGGAGCUUAUGGGUUAUUGGACCGGCGGUCGGAGUGAAAUUCGGUAGGAGUUAGUAUAGCGAAUAAAAUAAUUGCUGCGAAAUGAACUCAUGCCGCUGUAAUUUCUGUUCCAAUUUUUAUAUAUAUUUUGUUCUGGAUUUUGUAUCAUUUGCGGUUGGAGAAAAAAUUGGGAUAUCAUCUUUAAAUUUGA